AUGAUAUCACAUUGGAAUUGGAUGAGAUGGCUAGGAAUGAGGGUUAUUCACAUCAAGGCUAAACCAUCUAUGAAUGAUAUCACAGGGGAAUUGGAUGAGAUGGCCAGGAAUGAGGGUCGUUCACAUCAAUGGGCUAACCCUUCUAUGAAUGAUAUCACAUUGGAAUUGGAUGAGAUGGCUAGGAAUGAGGGUUAUUCACAUCAAUUGGCUAAACCUUCUAUGAAUGAUAUCACAGGGGAAUUGGAUGAGACGGCUAGGAAUGAGGGUCAUUCACAUCAAUUGGCUAACCCAUCUAUGAAUGAUAUAACAGGGGAAUUGGAUGCUAGCUUUGAACACGAGAGGCAUCCACCACGGUCAUUUCAAGACACGAGGCAGGAAACAGCAGACAACUUUUUUCAGCCGAUGUCAAUAGGGGGGAUUCUUGAUAUGAGGCAUUCACACGGAAUAUCAUACAACUAUAGGCCACCAUCAUUUGGAGCAAUGGAGCAAUUGACAAUAUUAUACAAUUCUACUCCGCCAUCACUUGGGGAAGUUGGGCACAUGAGGUAUCCUAUUUCGCCGGAGUCAUAUGGGCAGCCACCCUCGGUGCGGGAUAGACCACGUCUAGACAAAGAGUUUUUAGCUCCAUUGGCCAUAUUCCAUUAUGAUGAAGGGACAUUGGAGGAUAUUAUAGAUCCGGAUCUCUGGAAGCAAAUCGAUAAAGAUUCUUUCAAAAUCUUUUCAGAAACAGCAUAUAACUGCUUAAAGGAGGAACGAGGAGAACGGCCACACAUAGAUCAAAUUAUCAUAAGACUUGACAAAGCCUUGGAUCUGCAAAGGAAACAUGAGAAUAAUUUAAAAUUAAAGGAGAAACCAGAAGUUGCCUCUGAAGUUGAAGGUACAUCAACCAAUCACGUGAAGUGGAAGGGCAUGGAACACUUGAUGAUUAGAUAUAAUGAUAUAGAGAUGGCCACUUCAAAAUUUACUCAGAACCGCAUUGGGUAUGGUGGAUUUGGUGAUGUCUACAAAGCUGAACUUGAACAUUUUGAUAUUGAAAAAUCUUCGGCAGGAGAAAAGAAUCUAAAUGAUCUACCCAAGAUAUGCAGCAGUGUAGCUGUAAAACGCCUCUUCAAAAGAUCAGGGACAGAAGCAGACACAUCGUACACUAAGGAAAAUCCCAAGGGGAUUGCACACUUCGCCCGACAACACUUCAAUAAGGGAACACUAACGUCAAUGUUAGAUCCUAUUCUAAAGGAAGAGAUUGAUGAAAACAAUUUUACUUUAAGUAAAGGGCCCAAUACAGGUUCUUUGAAGACAUUCCUAAAUAUUGCACACAAAUGUUUGGCAGAGACUCAAGCCGACCGUCCAAAAAUUGGAUAUGUCAUCAGCAAAAUCAAGGAUGCAAUGAAUCUUCAAGAAAACCACAGGGAUAAUCUCAAGAUUUCACUUGAAGAUAUAAAAUUGGCCACUAAUAACUUCAAAAAGCGACCAACAACACAUGAGGUGCUACUACAACUGAAGAAAGCAUUGGAAUUUCAAGAAGAUUAUGUAAUAUGGAAGCCCAAAUUGCCUAAUGACUAUGAAGAAAUAUUCAAGAUGUCAAAUUCUUGUGAUGUCUACUCUACCGAAAAGAAAAAGGAACUCUACAACAUGCUCCGCAAAGGAAUCCUUCUUCAACAUGACAAAGUGUUGUUUUCACUAGGAGAUAAUGGAGAAAGAAAUGAAAUGAUAUCAGCACGAAAGUUUUCAUACAAACACUGUCUGUCACAUAAGUGGCAAUCAAUUCCAGAAUCAAGGUUUCCUAAAGUAGCGAAGAUGUCAGAUCUUUCGAAUCUAAAGAUCCGAUUAAAGAUAAGACCUCAACUUUUAGCUCGUGGUGUCAAUUAUAGUGUUCAUCUCUUCUUUAAAUUUUGUGGUCCAAGAAAAUCUCUAGCUAAAGGGAUGUACGUGAACUUGAAGUACAAAUUGGGGAUCGAGACCUUACAUGCAUAUUUCGCAACAUGGAGAGAAGAUGGGUGGAUGAUGAUUGAAUUGUGUCGAUUCUCAAAUGACAAGGAAGAUAUUGAUUUUGAGUUUCUACUAGAGAGCUUUUCACAAUGCUAUUGUGGAAGUCGUGCCAUCUAUGUCGAAGGCAUUCAGUUUCUAGCCAUUGACAAUGUGAAAGAUGUAGAAAUCGAUGAAUUAAAGAAUGUCCCAAAAGUCUUGAAAUCAGACUUAAACAUGGACCAGUUGCAAAAAUUGCCAACUAAUUGUGAAGAAAUAUUUAAUGAUGGUGAAAAGAUUCUUUUGCUGGUGAAUGGAAAGAAACAUCUUAUGCUUUCAGCGAAGGCGGCUCUUUUGGAAUAUCCUAAUGCAAUGCCAUUUCAGAUGAAACCAUCAACUCAAUCCAGAUUCGGAGAGGAGAUUGAGCUCCUACCACAGCAAGUACUCCGUAUCAAUUGCAGGAUAAAAAGUGAAUGGUUAUCCAGAGAUACGGAGUAUGUGUGCUACCUUGUGUUUAAGAUUUCAGAAAAAUGUAUUGGGCUGCAUUGUCCUGUGAAAGUACAUAAUUUACUCCAUGGAAACAACAAAAAGCCUGAAAUUCUUUAUUUUAGAUGCCCAUGGCCUUGGAAUUUACAUGAUACAAAUCAAGCUCCAAAACAACGGGCCGAUGGAUGGAUGGAGGUUAGGGUUUGGAAAUUGAACUCAAAGCACAGACUUGAAAAUGAUCAUUUUCAUGUCAAAUUGAAACUAAUUAUUUACGAAGGAACUAUGUCAGGCCUUAUCUUAUGUGGUCUGGAAUUUCGAGCAAUGUAAGAAUAUAUACAAUGAAAUGAUGAAUGCAAACUCACUCAACA
Lactuca virosa is the source of this 2816-nucleotide messenger RNA. NCBI's taxonomy places the organism in Eukaryota, Viridiplantae, Streptophyta, Magnoliopsida, Asterales, Asteraceae. The record is from the annotation of a GenBank genome assembly.